GCGAAUCAAAGAGCUAGAAGAGGUGAUCGCUGGUGGUCGGUUGUGAGCGGGAGAGCGCUGGAGCUGGGUCACUGCCGCAGUUGUCAACAUUCUCACGUCAAAUCCGAAGCCUGUGGCCAGGUCCCAGCCAUAGUGAUCUAUGGUCACACCACACAAACUAGUACAGUACAGUAUUAGAAAAUGAGCCGUGCAGAAAAUGAAGCAUAUUGGGGGUCAACAGAUACUGCACCCUCGGCCCUUGACAACUUUUUUGAUGAAGACAGUGAUGUUAAUUGGACUGGUUAUACAGAACACGACAACCACUCCUCUGCAGCGACUUCUCCCUGCGAGUCUGUUGAUGCGGUCGUCCCCGGAGGGCAGCAGGCACCCACCAACUCCAGUAUUACUGACAACAUCACUCUACAUACAUCCACAGAUUGGAUUGUUGUAGAUACGGGAAGUACAAUAAAUAGCAGCGAGAGGCUGGCCAAAGGUGUAGGGAAAGCGAUUGGUGAAAAAUUAGAUUCUUGGAAGCCCCCUUCGGUAUCCAUCAAGUGGAACACGUCACAAGGACAAGGCAGUGGUUCUUGUGUUCAGUGUGCUGCUAAAGAUAACGAAAUCUCUCAGUUAAAAAAACGACUAGAAAAUUCUUAUUCUCGAUACAACCUUACAUUACCACCAGAUGAUACAGUCAACCGAAUUCUCCUAGGUCAGCCAUACUCUCUAGAAUGUUAUCGUAGCCAUGAAGAUAAACUUGCUUUGUUAGAUGCUGCCCUAAAUAUUAUGGAUGGAAGUGCAAUAUUAGCAACAUUGCUUCAUAUGAAGAUCACUGUUAAAAAAAGUCUGUUCAUUAAGGAAAUGCAAGUAAGGCCAUCUGCAUCUCAGCUGUAUGUCAAUUACCUAAAGAAGCGUCGCAACUACGCAGAAGCCAUAGAUUUUCUAGGAUUGCUUGGCAAAUCUGAGGAUGCAGCAAUUCUAUCUUAUGAAUUGGCUCUCUCAAGCAAAUCACCAGAAGUCAAGAUGAAAAAUAUGAAAAAGGCUCUUGACAACAGCUUCACAGAUCCUAGUCUCUCAUAUGAGGCAAAAAUUGUGAUGGAUAACAUAAAACUACUAGAAAGACAGAUGGCCAUAGAUCAAGCAGAUUGUAAUGAUCAGACAAAUCCCAUGCUUGUCAAAUAUCCACGUGCUGCCAACAUCGUUGACAAGUCUCUUCUAACAACUCUCUUUUACUGCUGCAUGUAUCAUUGGGAUGUUUCCGAGUCACAUGCUGGAAGUCCGAUGGCCUUGAGAAAAGCUCACAGCUUCACGGAUGGUCAAGUCUUGUGGACAGUCUUACGAGGGCGAGCACGGGUUAACCACUGGCCUUUGCCUAAUGAAUUGGAUUCUUGGCUAGGGAGUAAGGGCUUACUAGGAGCACUUGGGUCCUUAACUUCUGCAUUCAGUGGUGCCGGCAAAGUGAUCAGUUCUGGCAUCAAGGCAGCUCUACCAAUGGAGCAGGUGGUGCACACACUGUCAGCAAGUGGAGCUCCAGCAAAUGUACUAGCAGUCUACAUAUCUUUGAUAGACUCCAUGGACACUCGCAUUAAGUUGGCUGUGAACUACAAAUGUCACCAAGCAGUUAUUGAUGUUCACAUUGCUCAAAAGGACAGGGAUGCCCUCGAAAAAUAUAUGAAGGAAAUACCGGCAGGCUCUCCCGAGUAUCUGAAGGCUGAGAGUGCAUUAAAGAAUGUCAAGUGGAAAAACUAAAUCAGGCUGUUACUACACAUUCCAGGAACAACAUUUGAUCAUUCUAGAUGUUCAGAUGUAUAAAACAUUUAAGGACAUGGAGGAUAGACAGACGGACGGACACACACACACGCACUCACGCAUGCACACACGCACGCGCACUAGGGGGCCUGGAAGCCUAGUGGAUAGCGUGCAGGACUCGUAAUUCUGUGGCGCGGGUUCGAUUCCCGCACCAGGCAGA
Molecule: messenger RNA, 1945 nt
Organism: Procambarus clarkii (red swamp crayfish)
Lineage: Eukaryota; Metazoa; Arthropoda; Malacostraca; Decapoda; Cambaridae
Gene: Vps16B
Product: Vacuolar protein sorting 16B
Biological process (GO): intracellular protein transport; vacuolar transport
Cellular component (GO): cytoplasm
Source: RefSeq, a predicted model, not a curated record